Molecule: messenger RNA, 502 nt
Organism: Thamnophis sirtalis
Lineage: Eukaryota; Metazoa; Chordata; Lepidosauria; Squamata; Natricidae
Source: RefSeq, a predicted model, not a curated record
AUCUUCUGCUGCCAGGCCUGGAGGAUGAAGACUGAAGAGGCUCCCUCUUGUCUGCAGCAGGCCAUGCCAGUCUUGGGCUAUGGCUCGGAAUCGAAAAUGCGGGAGGUUUGUGCUGGUUGCAACACCCCAAUCUCAGAUCGCUUCCUGCUGCGGGUGAAUGAGCGCUCCUGGCAUGAGGGCUGUGUGAAGUGUGCUGCUUGCCUCCAGCCUCUCUCAGGCACAUGCUAUUGUCGCAACAGGCAACUCUACUGUAAGCAUGACUAUGAAAAGCUGUUCCAGACCAAAUGCAGUGGCUGCCUCAAAGCUGUGGCUCCUUCUGAAUUCAUCAUGCGGGUGCUGGAGAACGUCUACCACGUCCACUGCUUCUCCUGCUGUGAGUGUGAGCGGCGGUUGCAGCGCGGAGAUGAGUUUGUGCUGAAGGAAGGGCAGCUGCUUUGCCGCAGCGACUAUGAGAAGGAGAGAGAAAUGCUAAGCGCCAUCAGCCCUGCACCCACUGAGUCAG